UUUGCACUUCCGCAUUGGCCUCAUCGCUCAGCCCGGGUUGUUGCCGCUUGUUCGAGACUCAAAGUGCGCAGAAAGGAGGACAAUGUGCGCCGUGCAGCUGCUGCGGGUGUCGGUACAUGAGCGGAUCAGCGCUGCCGCUGAAGACUUUCUGCUGCAGGUGGAGAAAGGGGAAGAAACGGCUCAAGUCCCGGCGCUGAGAGCGCUGCUCACCGAGCGGCUAACGGCGGCGGCGAAGGAGAUCGCCGCUGUGUUUGAGGAAACCGUGGCGGAGUACGAAGACAGACUGGAGCGGUCAGAGCGGGAGAUCUGCCGCCAGAGGAGGCUGCUCGAUGCCGUGAUGAAGCCCGAAAUAAGGCUGCACAGAGCAGACUUCCUGCAACUGGUGGUGAGUAAAGAAGAGGUUCCCCCUGAGCAGCAGCAGUGGAGCCCUCUUGUGGACCAGGAGGACCCAGAGCCCCCCCACAUUAAAGAGGAACAGGAGGAACCUUGGACCAAUACGGAGGGAGAGCAGCUUCAACAACUGGAGGAGGCUGAUAUCAAGUUCACAUUGACUCCUUUCGCUGUGAAGAGUGAAGAAGACGAAGAGAAACCUCAGUCGUCACAGCUUCAUCAGAGUCAGAAUGAGGAGAACAGAGCGGACGGUGGAAAACCAGAACCAGCCAGGAACUCAGGUCCUGAGGACAAGACCGAAGACUCUUCUGAGACUGAAGAC
Messenger RNA from Hippoglossus stenolepis (Pacific halibut), 712 nucleotides. RefSeq names its product neurofilament medium polypeptide-like. The record is from RefSeq and is a predicted model, not a curated record. The transcript is spliced from 2 exons. The annotation marks the transcript as partial. NCBI's taxonomy places the organism in Eukaryota, Metazoa, Chordata, Actinopteri, Pleuronectiformes, Pleuronectidae.